Messenger RNA from Anopheles bellator, 1736 nucleotides. RefSeq names its product paramyosin, short form-like. The record is from RefSeq and is a predicted model, not a curated record. The transcript has 2 exons. Bases 362 to 1225 code for a protein of 287 amino acids. Lineage: Eukaryota; Metazoa; Arthropoda; Insecta; Diptera; Culicidae.
CCUGCUACAUUCCACAACAGUACAACGAUCAUAGAGAACCAAAUCAGUCAGUGAUCAACAGGGAUGAAGAACGGCACACUACAGUUUCAGUGAGAACGUAAACCUGAGAAAACGUGAAAUUCAAAGUUCAAACGUCGUGUAGUAGCGAGACAACUAAACGCGUAAAAAGCCACCUUUGAGCACAGAAGUCAAGGGCUUGUGUAUAAAAGAGAUCUCGAAGGAGAGAGUACAGGAGUUAGAUAACCACAGCUAGGACGCGUGUGUGCGUUUUUGGGAAAGGUGCAAAUUAGUACAAUUAUACAGUGAAUGGUGUUGGUGAGCUACUAAAAUAUCAAAUACUCAUUGCUCACGCGCAGCCGAGAUGGUACUAAUUUUUGCGUUGGACAAUCGGUGCGAACGACGCGAACGUCUCAUCCCCACCCAAAUCUGGCAAGCAAACUACGGAUAUGCGAUGCACUACUACCAGCCCAUGAUAGAUUAUCUCGAUGAGAAGCGUGUGAGCGGCCACGAAAGUCCGCUACUCGCACCCGAUCCUCGGUGCCCUUAUUUGCCAUACUCGGAGGAGCGCGGCCUGUGCCGUUAUCACACCGCGGACUUCCACUUCCGUCCGUAUAGCGACCAAGAAAUAGCCCAGUUUGUGAAGCAAACAGUUGACACUGCGAAAGGGUACCUGCCAGACUACCGCUUCGAUAUAAAGCGCUCGGUGCUCAGUUUAACCGCGACUGCCGACGCUGCUAGACUCAAGAAACACGUUCCCGUGGACAGUGUGAUCGCACGUUACCAACGCAAGUUAGCUGAUCGGAAGAUACAGGACGAAGCAAACGCAAGGCGCGAUAAGAUGGCAUUGUUAAAGCGAACCCAGUUCUAUGGCGAAGAUCUGAAGAACGAUGAGCUCUCGCCUGAACUCAAGCGAGCAAUUAAAGGCAAAUCAGCCGAUCAGAUCAAGAACAUUCUGCUUAACGAGUCGCGCAAAUAUCGGCAGUCUGAAGAACGCCAAGUGGGUCAGUUCAACAAGUUAAGCUCUGUAACACGGACAACGGGAAGUCGCGCGAACAGUGAAAUGCGUUACAUCGUCAAGCGAACAACUAGCUCCGUAGACGUGAGCCAGGCGGCUGAAGAAGCUACACAUCAAUACAAGGCCGUACAUACGUCGGUGGAUAAUGUACGACGAGAGAUUAAGAACUUCGCCGUGAAAACGCAAGAAUUCUUGCACGACACCAGGUGAAAACCUUCGUCUAAGUUAAUCUACUACACCAAAUCUUCACUGUAUGAUUGAAAAAGCCAUAUUAGUAUAUUACUAUUAGUAUUAUCAUUAGUUUAAGGUGUAUUAGUAGCAGAAAUUGGGAUCAAGCCGUACUCCCUUAGUCUCUCUGUUCUUUGACAUUAGUGCAAAGUAAUUAUUAGGCAAAGAAUAUAUUAGGAAACGACAAAUGUUAAAUAUUUAGAGAAAUUUUCAUGGCAUCCGUCACGAUACCUUAAUGAUUGUCAAUAGUUAUUACAAUGUUUAGUCCAAAAGCAAAUUAUUAAUACGAUUUUGUGAUGAAAAAUCGCUUGGUUACUGCAUAGCUUCUGCUAUGAGAAAACGAGACGAUUCUUUCCACUAUCGCUCUGUGCAUGACUCUGCGUCAUGGUACUUUUCUUGAUUGCCAAUAUAUUCCUUAUACUUAUCUGUUAUCGAGCUACUACGAAUCUUGAAAACUUAGCAUAAAGUUGAGUGCUGCCUCGAUGGAUAAUGU